AUGCUCAAGGUGAUUCACGCGGAGUUCUCUCACGAAAAGGAGUACAGAUGGGGAGCAUGCCUGGGUCUUCGAUGCUGGUUCGGCCUGCUCGUUGACGGGUCCAUGGUUCUCAUUGAUAUCAUUGUGGCGAACGGGGUUGUCCAGAUUAUAACCAGGAAGGACGAUAUGCAGAUAUUGUUGCAGGGGCGUCGUCGUAUGCACGUUUGUGCUGGUCUGCCAGGCAUGAAGUCGGGUACCAUCUAUGAGUGCAACGUGGAACCGGACGAAGAGGAUAAUCUCAGAGUUGUUAGGGCCAUUCCUCGUACCGAUGAAGUGAGGCCGAAUUCCCGAUCUGUCCUGUCAACCGUCUUGGCUCUUCUCAGAUCGACGGAUGAUGUGGAUUAUACUCUUAUUGAUCGGGUUUCAAGCUACUCAUUCCGGGUUCGCGAGUAUAUUUACCGUCGCAUGGAGAAUAUGGGCGUGAAGAGUGGUUUUACGGGACUUGAGCUCGUGGAUAAACGUUACGGAUCUAGAUUCCUGAAUCCAUGGUUGCUAUAUUCGAGAAGCUGGCGAGAGGAAGGGUUAAGCGUGCAUAUUACAGAGGAAGCGCCGAAUCCCUAUUCUCUAUUGACAAGAUUGUCGAGUUCCUUCGUAUCGGUGGCCACCCCGUCGUGUACUCCUUCUCACUUUCUUAUCUGGUGGAAACGUUUAAUCGGCUGGCUGUUACCGGGCUCAAACAGGUUGGAUGUUGCUACGUUUAUGACAGGAUCGGUGGAAGAUGGAGUCCUGAUAGAUCUCGGUGGAAUUUCUAUGAAGAUGCAUCCCGAUAAGCCCGGUUACGCUGUAGCGAAGUAUGGUAGCAAGGUUGAGUACGUGGAGCCGGCUGUUAGGACUAGGGAUUUCCGUGCCACGAAGAUGAGCUAUGCUACCGAUGUGAUCUACGGCGACUGCGAAAUAGAGGAGGAAGAAGAUGGAGGGGCGGCAGGAACAGAGGCAGAUCUUGUGCUUCCAUGUCUUACGAAAACUGGUUUGGCUGAUGCCGUAGAGGAGCUCGCUGACACGUUAGACGAUACAGGGUUGCGUCUUGACCUCGAUAUAACCGCGCUGCCAGAAGAGCCAAGACGGUUGACAGGACAGAUCGGGAAUUCAGCCUCACUUCAUCGGUACGAGGAAUGGCCCUAA
Molecule: messenger RNA, 1161 nt
Organism: Peronospora belbahrii
Lineage: Eukaryota; Oomycota; Peronosporomycetes; Peronosporales; Peronosporaceae
Source: the annotation of a GenBank genome assembly